Dentiscutata erythropus is the source of this 2019-nucleotide messenger RNA. Lineage: Eukaryota; Fungi; Glomeromycota; Glomeromycetes; Diversisporales; Gigasporaceae. The record is from the annotation of a GenBank genome assembly.
AUGUGUAAGAAGGUUGAUGUUACACCAGUAGAGUCAGAUAUUUCUAAACAUUCAAAUAUUUCUGAACAUUCAAAUGAUGUACCAAAGUCUAAGAAACCACGAAAAUCGAAUAAAACAAAGGACAAAGAUAUAUUUGUAUAUAGGCAGAUCAAUGAAUUAGAUAAUUUACAAUCUAAAACCUGUACCAAAUAUAAACAAAAUCACUCACCUUCUAUGGAAUCACAUAGUCAAUAUACUCAUGCUAAAAAUCAGACUUCUCAAGUUUAUGGAUCGCUGAAUUAUUGUGUUAGUGCUAAAUCUUCAUCUUUUACUGCUAAUAAUUAUGCCAAACAUUCUUCUAAUCAAAGUCACCAUCUACAUUCUGAUGAAGAUGAAUCUUCAGAAGAUGAGAUUUUUUCUUCACUUGAUUUGACAAUUUCACCUACAAAAGAUGGCUUUUUUUUUCAAGAUGAAACAUAUCUUGUAUGGUGGCUAGAAAUACAUAAAGACAUAUUAUUGCAGGCACUCAACUCUAUUUUUUCAUCGCCAUCUGUUACAUCAAUUGCUUCAUCUGACACAUCACAUUUGGCAAAAAUACUUUCUGAGCAAUCGCAAAUUCUGUUUCUUCGAACCCAAAUGCCAACAAAAAGAACCUGUUCGUCAUUAAUUAGGAGUAUUAUUCCUAAUAUGAUUAGCACGCAUUCAGAUUGGAAUGAAAUUUCAAGUAAAUUAAGACAGGCAUUCGAAAAUUUUUGUAGUACCUAUAAUGAUGAUGUUGCCAAAUUGGCAAAUCAUUUGAUUAGAAAAAAAAGGCAAAAGCUAAAGAAAAAAAAUCCAGAUUAUACCUCUACGGUCUUAAAUUGUGUCAAAGAAUUAGAUUAUAUUACAAUUGACAUAAAGUUUCCAGCUGUAAGUUAUUUUCAAUAUGCGAAUCAACUAGAACUUAAAGAAGAACAAGAAAGCUUCAACUAUAAUAAUCAGCAAUUUGAAUUUAAUGCUCAACCUGAUAAUAAACAACAAUCUUAUAGAAAUAAUAAUACUAAAGACUAUAAUAAUCAAUAUACAAAUAAUAAUAGCUUGGAUAAUGAAUUUGAAGAUAGCUUGGAUAAUAUCAAUGAUAUAGAGCUUGAUUGGGAAUCUGACGACGGUUUAAGCUAUAGUGAAUUAAAUAGUAUAGAUAAUGAAAAUGAUAAUAUAAAUAGUUAUAGUUCAGAUAAUGAGUAUAAACCAAUAGAUAAUAUACCAAAGAUAUUUGAUGGAACAAAAUCAGAUUUAAAUUGGAACCAUGAUAGCCCAUUUUGUUCAUUUGAAAAUUUCACAAAUAUAGCUAUUUUCAUAUGGUCCACCAAAUAUAUGAUUUUACAAAUCCUACUUAACCCAAAGUUUGAAAAAAAGCACUUAACUACCAAUUUGCAAUAUCUUAAGAGACAACAUGAGCAAUUACCAUUGAUGAAAAUUUAUAGUCAUAUAAUUCCAAUAAAUACUAAAAACACACCAUCGAUAUCUAAAAACUCUACUCGGGUUUAUUAUUUUUCUUUAAUUGAACAUAUUCAACGUAUCUUAAAGAAUCCAUCUAUUAGUUCACAUUUAUAUUUUGGGCCGGGUAUUUUGUCAAAAUCCUGUAAAGAAUUAUGGGAAGGGGAUCUUUGGGCCAAAUCCCCUCUUUUUGGCCAAUCUAAUUUAAUUACAAUACAAGGUUUAUUCAAUUGUGGAAAUUUCAUUAAAUACUGUUUAGUUAAUAAAACUAUUGAAGUCGGCCGAAUCAGAUCUUUUGUUACUGUUGAUAAAAAAAUGAUGACACGAAUUCAACGAUUAUUUUCAUACAAACAAAUUCCACAAUAUCUACAUUCAAAACAACAUAUUUCAUACUUGCCAAAGGAACAAUAUCUAGUUGAAGAAUCAGAACUUUUCAUUAUUGAUCCAUCAUCAUUAAUUUGCUACUUUAAUGUUUGGCUUCAAGACCAACCAUCACCACCUAUAGUUGAUUUUUUGUCAACAAAAUAUUAUAUUAUAAUAAUAACUGGUGGAGGCUUCACCUAA